Grammomys surdaster is the source of this 1867-nucleotide messenger RNA. RefSeq names its product peroxiredoxin like 2B (gene Prxl2b). The transcript has 7 exons. NCBI's taxonomy places the organism in Eukaryota, Metazoa, Chordata, Mammalia, Rodentia, Muridae. The record is from RefSeq and is a predicted model, not a curated record. The coding region runs from base 194 to 799 and encodes 201 amino acids.
UAUCCGGGGCGGAGUCAGGGGCGGGACAAAAGCGUAGCCCUGCGAUCCGAACCCCUGGAGGUGGUGCAGCCCUCCAGGACUGGAGCGGGAUUAUGGGCGGGGCAUAGGCUGGCUGAAGAGGCUGAGCAGGACCGGGUGAGCCUCCCCGGUCCCGGGAGUAGGGAUCACGGAGCAGAAAGGGACGGAGGAGGCCAUGAAUGCGGUGGACCUUGGUCGCGUAGGAGCGUGUGUCUUGAAGCAUGCAGUGACUGGGGAGGCCGUGGAGCUGCGGAGCCUAUGGCAGGAGAAGGCUUGUGUGGUGGCCGGCCUGCGACGCUUCGGCUGCAUGGUGUGCCGCUGGAUCGCCCAGGACCUCAGCAACCUCCGGAGCAUCCUGGACCAACACGAUGUGCGCCUAGUGGGCGUGGGGCCUGAGGCUCUGGGCUUGCAGGAGUUUCUGGAUGGUGGUUACUUCUCAGGAGAACUCUACCUUGACGAGAGCAAGCAAAUCUAUAAGGAGCUGGGCUUCAAGAGGUACAACAGCUUAAGUAUCCUGCCAGCCGCCCUGGGAAAACCUGUUCGUGAUGUAGCCUCCAAGGCUAAGGCUGCUGGGAUCCAGGGGAACCUGUCGGGCGACCUGUUGCAAAGUGGAGGCCUGCUUGUAGUCAGCAAGGGUGGUGACAAGGUACUGCUGCACUUCAUCCAGAAGUCCCCAGGUGACUAUGUUCCCCAGGAGAACAUCCUGCAGGCCUUGGGUAUCUCUGCAGAGGUUUGUUCCAGCAAGCCACCCCAGUGUGAUGAAGAGGUGUGUGGGAGGUGACACGUGCCCUCUGAGGACCUGGAGGCACCAGCAACCUCGGAUGUGUUUGGACUACAAAGAAUCCUUGUGGAGCCCUUGGGCCAGGAUGUUGGACCUUGUUCAUCUUUGAACAGCAACAAGCCAUUAAAGUGCAAGCCCUGGGCAGUGAGCAUCUCCGUGCUUCCACAGUGCGUCCCUGUCAUUUGACAGCACCGUUGCUCCCUGUAGGCAGGAGGGGUGUCAAAGUGUAAUCUUCCUAGAGGACAGACUUCAGGCCUUGGUUAUGGGACCCUGGGGACAACCAUGUCAUUUCUUUCCAAGGUGACCUAAUGCUGUAGCUCACUUCUUUUGAAGACAUAGAGUCAGGCUGAGGAUAUGGAGGUAAGAGUUUGGUAGGACUCUGGUCCCAGCCCCUAAUGGAGCCCAGUUGUGGGGACCAGGGAGGCAGGUGUCUGCCCGAGUCUAUGGUGGAAGGCAGGAGGGUAAUUGGGUUCAGAGAUGCCAGAUGAAGGCUGAGGAACCCUUCCCUGAUCUGAAUGGCUGGUGUGUCCUGGGAGAAGCCUGGGUCAGGCUGAGUGUGUCUGUGUCCCCAGGGUCCUAAGGUCCAAGCAGAGCGCCAACACCCUACCAUUUCAGACCUCCCCUUGUCAAGGGAUCUUCCCUCGAGGUGGGCCCUGAUGAUCAGAUUAGCACUUUCUAAAUCCAAGCCAGGGUGACUACAGGGUCUACCUUGAUGUGCUCCCACUAUCCAGAGACCAUCUGUAAACAGCCGGUGGUGUCCCCUUUACAAUCUAGACCAUCUCUGGCUUUGAGAUUCCAUCCCCAGGUCUCCAGGUGCCCUGCCAGGUACUGAUGUGAGUCACCAGGAUGUAGAUCCAGCCCAGCCCUGGAAGCCCAACGCACUGAAGUGUGGUCCUGGAGGGUGUCCUCUAGGGACAUCCUGGUCUCUUCAGGGUUUCCAGCACCAGGAUUCUCAGCGGCUGGUCUUGAACCCUUUCCCCCAGCAACUGUAAUUCUCCCUCUGGCCACAGCUUACCCAGGCCUUCCACCUCCCCACCCACCUGACUCCAACAUGUACAAAGCAAAGUC